Messenger RNA from Cajanus cajan (pigeon pea), 1578 nucleotides. NCBI's taxonomy places the organism in Eukaryota, Viridiplantae, Streptophyta, Magnoliopsida, Fabales, Fabaceae. The record is from RefSeq and is a predicted model, not a curated record.
AUGGCUGAAGAAGAGCAUCAUAAUCCAUUUAAUCAACCUCCAAGGAGAACUAUUGGGGAUUCUAUUCUAUAUACCAGCCCCCGAAAUUUCUCUAGCAUGGUGAGGCCUACUAUGAACGAGAAGAUUGGUGAAAUGAAGCCAGCCCUCUUGCAACUUAUAAGCUCUCAUCAGUUUGCCGGGUUGGAUCAUGAAAACCCACAUACUUAUUUGUACACCUUCUAUGAGUUGUGUGGCUCAGUUGGAAUUUCUGGAGAUGACGAAGAGGCUUUGUUCAUGAGGUUAUUUCCAUUUUCUCUCACUGGGAAGGCCAAGGCUUGGCUUCAAUCACAGCCUAACCAAAGUCUAACCAGUUGGAGGGAUGUGGAGACAAAAUUUCUAACUCGUUUCUUCCCACCAUCCAAGAAUACGGAGGCCAAGGCCGCUAUUGCUACAUUUGUGCAAGGAGUUGAUGAAUCCUUAUGUGAGGCAUGGGAGAGAUAUAAAGCUUUGCUUAUGAAGUGUCUCAAUCAUGGUUUUGAUAUAGAGAUGCAAGUUCAGACUUUUUGCAAUGGUUUACAACCACAAACAAAGAUGAUUUUGGAUGCUUCUUUUGGUGGCUCUGUUUUGUUCAAGACUGCCGAUGAAACUAUCACAAUCAUUGAGUCUAUGGCAUCUACUAACUUGCGAAGCCAACAUGGGAGGGGUCAAGCACAAAGGAGGGGAGUAUUAGAAUUAAGCACUCAAGAUGCCCUCUUAGCUCAACAUAAGCUUCUUACUCAACAAAUCGAAGCUCUCAAUCAACAAAUGGCUAAAUUACCUCAACAACUCCAAGCCAUGCAUGCUAACCCUUGCCAAACUCAACAAGUUAUGCGGUGUGAUUUUUGUGGAGGUGAUCAUUCCAAUGGAAAUUGUCAAGCUCCUAGUGGCUCCCAAGGUGAAGAAGUCAAUUAUAUGGGGAACCAAGGACGCCAAAAUUUCAUUAACAAUCCUUAUCCUAGUUCUUAUAACCAAGGGUGGAGAAACAAUAAUGCUCAAUUUGGAGGGAAACAAGACAUGGGUGCAUCAAGUAGUAGACUUCACCCUCCACAACAACAACAUCCACAGUUGUAUGAAAGAACUACCAAGCUAGAAGAUACCUUGCAGCAAUUUAUGCAAUUAUCCCUCCAAAACCAAAAGAAUACAGAUGCUUCAAUUAGAAAUUUGGAGGUGCAAGUGGGACAAUUGGCCAAACAGUUAGCAGACCAGCAAAGCGGAUCGUUCUCUACUAAUACACAAACAAAUCCCAAGGAGCAUUGUAAGGUUGUGUCUACAAGAAGUGGGAAGAAGUUUGGAGAGAAUAAUCAAAAUGAUAGACAAGAAAAUGUGAUGAAAGAAAAUAGCGGAGCAGAAGACAAUGAUGAGAGUGUAGUGGAAGAGGUGGAGAAUAAGAGAGUGAGUGGAGAAAUAGAGAAAAAGAAAAAAAAGAUUAAGAAGGAAGUUGGGAAAGCCCCACCUACAAAGAAUCUUCCAUACCCACAUGCUCCUUCAAGAAAAGACAAAGAGAGGCAAUUUGCAAGGUUUCACAAUCCCUGUAACCAUAGGUACUUUACCUGUGGGUAA